AGGAGGAGGAGGAGGAGGAGGGAGCCAACAGAUGAAUGAGAUCCGCUGCUCCGGACAUGUGAGGAGAGGAGCGCGGGACUGGGCUCAGUCCUAAACAGAAUGUGCAUGUCAAGAUCAGAAACCAGAGGACGGAGCUUAACUGGUACUGGUCAUCUGAACCUAAAAGGACGGCACGAUGCAGUAGGACAAGAGACAUUUCUGAUAGUUCUUCUUAGUGUUUAUGCAUAAGGGUUUUGUUUGAUUCAGGUGGACCAUGACUAACAAGCAAGGAAGGCAGUGGAGGUCGAUGUGUAAAGGCCUGGUCCUGGGUACACUGCUGACCAGCUGUACGAUCCUGCUUUACUGCCUGUCCACCCCACAGAUCCCCUUUCAUGUGCCCGAGGUCCCUGUUCCUUACUCUUGUGCCCACCGUCCAUCCCAGCUCCACACCACAAAGCCCAUAAAUAGUUCACAGAAGCCCUCUGAACGCUCCUGUUCUCCUAAAGUGGAUAUCAUGUUCAUGAAAACCCACAAAACAGCGAGCAGCACCUUCCUCAACAUACUUUUCCGCUUUGGAGAGAAACACCGGCUCAAAUUUGCCUUCCCCGACAGCAGGAACGACUUCUUCUAUCCGUCCCUGUUCCAGCGCUCGCAGGUUAAAGACUACAGAUCUGGAAUGUGCUUCAACAUCAUCUGUAAUCACAUGCGUUUCAACGCGCCUGAAGUGGCAAAGCUGCUGCCCACAGACACGUCCUACAUCACCAUUCUGCGAGAUCCCGCGGAGCUUUUCGAGUCGUCCUUCCACUAUUUCGGCCGGGUGGUGCCUCUAACCUGGAAGAUAGCAGGUGAUGACAAGCUGGCUGAGUUUCUGCGUGACCCCCACAGCUACUUUGAUCCAGAGGGCUUUAAUUCUUUCUACCUCAGAAACCUGCUGUUCUUUGACUUUGGACAGGACAACACUCUGCAGCUGGAUGACCCGCGGGUAGACGCAGGAAUCAAAUUCAUCUCUGAGCGUUUUCAGCUGGUCAUGCUGGUGGAAUACUUUGAAGAAUCACUGAUUCUGCUCAAAGAUGCACUCUGCUGGGAAAUGGAUGAUUUGCUCUUCUUCAAGCUGAACGCCCGCAAAGGAUCCACUGUGUCUAAACUCACUCCUGAGCUGAGGGCCAAGGCCCUAGAGUGGAAUGCAAUUGACUGGAAGCUCUAUCGGCAUUUCAACCAAACAUUUUGGAACAAAGUAGAUGCGUAUGGGCGGCAGCGUAUGGCUGACGAUGUGGCAGAGCUUAGGAGGAGAAACAGGAAGAUGGCAUCUAUCUGCAUUGAGGGGGGGCACGCCGUGGAUGCUGGCAGCAUUCAGGAGACAGCCAUGCAGCCCUGGCAACCGAUCGGGGAAAAAUCUAUCAUGGGCUAUAACUUAAAGAAAAAUGUGGACAAAGCACAUUGGAAGUUGUGCCGUAAAAUGUUGACCCCCGAGAUCCAAUACCUCACAGAACUGGGGGUGAACCUUUGGAUCACCAAGCUGUGGGGCCAUGUGCGGAACAUCCUUAACUGGUGAUGACAAAUGUAUUUUGAUGACAAGAUGUCUGACUGCCCAAAGUUUGGGGGUUUAAAGGUAAUUUGACCUUAGCAGGGGAAUUCAUUAAUUGUGUAACAUGUGAUGGUUGACUGUAAAGAGUCUGACUGAAGCUUGGAAUAAAGAAAAGUUUGCUGCAAAUGCU
Molecule: messenger RNA, 1694 nt
Organism: Menidia menidia (Atlantic silverside)
Lineage: Eukaryota; Metazoa; Chordata; Actinopteri; Atheriniformes; Atherinopsidae
Source: the annotation of a GenBank genome assembly